CGGGAAAAUAAAAUUAAAAAAAGAAAAAAAUUUAAGAAAAAAAAGGAAUCUCGAGAGAAAAAGAGAACAAAAGCCUUCUCGCUUUCCCUCGACGAGCUUGUCAUCGCCUCCGAUCGCUGAAUCCUUUGCAGCUCUUCAAUCAAUUCAACCUCUAUAUGAGAUCGGGAGUGGAGGAUUAGGGAUUUGGUCUGGAAAUUGUGGAAUUUGGUGUCGAUCAUGGCGUGCGGAGGAUGUUUAGAGUGCCUACUGAAGUUGUUGAAUUUCUUGUUGACCAUCACGGGGUUGGCGAUGGUGGGGUAUGGGAUCUAUCUUCUGGUGGAAUGGAAUAGGAUUUCUGGUGGUGGUGAUGAUGGAGGAGCGCCGUCUCCGGUCGCUUAUCAUCCCGAGAUUUUGAAGCUCGGUCGGCCGAUGUUCCUCCUUGUUUCUCUGUCCGAGAGUUUUCUUGAUAAGCUCCCCAAAGCUUGGUUUAUCUACUUGUUUAUCGGUGUUGGAGCUAUUCUAUUCAUCAUAUCUUGCUUUGGUUGUAUAGGAGCUGUGACAAGGAAUUCUUGCUGCCUUUCAUGCUAUUCCUUCCUGGUUAUCUUGUUGAUCCUAAUUGAGCUGGGGGCUGCAGCUUUCAUUUUCUUUGACCAUAGCUGGAAAGAUGCUAUUCCAGAUGAUAAAACCGGAAACUUUGCCAUGAUAUAUGACUUCUUGGAGAAGAACUGGAAAAUUGCUAAAUGGGUUGCUUUAGGAGCUGUCAUUUUGGAGGGCCUAAUAUUCUUGCUAGCUCUUAUCGUUAGAGCAGCAAACAGACCGGUGGAGUAUGACAGUGAUGAUGAAUACAUCGCCUCCAGACCUAGCAUUCGUGAACCCUUAAUCAACCGACCUGUAGUCCCAGCAACUGGUGUUCCUGUAGUCCCCACUCUUGAUCAACGUCCCAGCCGGAAUGAUGCCUGGAGCCAACGGAUGAGAGAAAAGUAUGGUCUGGAUACAUCAGAAUUCACCUACAAUCCUUCAGACCCAAACAGGCUUCGGCAAACAACAGCACCUCAAGCUGAAGAAAGGGGCCGCUGCACCAUACUCUGAACUUUACCGAACUUUCCGUCUCUUUUCCACCUGGGAAAAUUUGCUAGUCUUUAUGAGUCUACUUUAGUUAUCUGGGAAUGAUCUUUUUAUGUUGUUUCUGUAAAGUAAAUUUGAGUCAAACCUAACAUUGCACCAGAAACAGUUGAUCUCUUCUGCCUUGCGUUUUCAUGUUGGGAGUUUAUUUAGGUUUUGUUGUUGGUCUUGCAAAUACAGCAGUGUGGCAACCCUACCACAAACACUGCUCCUUUUCAGUGACUCAUGAACUUGCAACUGAUCCUUUGAGAAAUCAAGCCCUUUUCAUUUACCUCUGAGCUGUAUCAUGUACAUUACAUUAUAACUAAUCUAAAAUUUUUGCUUUU
Molecule: messenger RNA, 1427 nt
Organism: Dioscorea cayenensis subsp. rotundata (Guinea yam)
Lineage: Eukaryota; Viridiplantae; Streptophyta; Magnoliopsida; Dioscoreales; Dioscoreaceae
Product: tobamovirus multiplication protein 2A-like
Exons: 7
Coding region: 217-1068 (283 amino acids)
Cellular component (GO): membrane
Source: RefSeq, a predicted model, not a curated record